GCUUUCAUUUACCCAGAACCUUACGGCGUGGUGUUAGUGAUAGGUCCCUGGAACUACCCUCUCUUGAUCAGUUUAUCUCCUAUGGUAGGAGCUUUAGCAGCGGGAAACUGCGUGGUAGUUAAACCUUCCGAAAUUACAUCAAAUUUCGCCCAAAUCAUCGCAAAAUUAUUCCCGAAAUAUCUGGACUCGAACUGCUAUCACGUAGUGACUGGUGGUAUUCCAGAAACCACAGUUCUGCUGGAACAAAAGUUCGACUACAUCUUCUACACCGGUUGUUCUAGUGUGGGGAAGAUAAUUCAAAAAGCGGCAAGCAAAUUCUUGACCCCUCUCACUUUGGAACUUGGAGGGAAGACUCCGGUUUACGUGGACGAUAGAGUUGAUGUAAAUUUGGCCGUCAGUAGGAUAUUGUGGGGGAAAUGUAUCAACGCUGGUCAGAGUUGCGUAGCCCCAGAUUUUAUACUGUGCAGUAAGGAAAUGGAGAAGAAGUUCAUACAGGCGGCAAAAUCGCAAAUCAAGACUUGGUUUGGAGAUGAUGUUAAAGAAUCUCCGGAUUUUGGAAGGAUCGUGAACGAUAAUCAUUACCGGAGGAUAGUUAAGCUGAUGCAAG
This is a messenger RNA of Anoplophora glabripennis (Asian longhorned beetle), 607 nucleotides long. RefSeq names its product aldehyde dehydrogenase, dimeric NADP-preferring-like. Gene Ontology annotation, molecular function: aldehyde dehydrogenase (NAD+) activity. The record is from RefSeq and is a predicted model, not a curated record. Gene Ontology annotation, cellular component: cytoplasm. The annotation marks the transcript as partial. The transcript has a single exon. NCBI's taxonomy places the organism in Eukaryota, Metazoa, Arthropoda, Insecta, Coleoptera, Cerambycidae. Gene Ontology annotation, biological process: aldehyde metabolic process.